This is a messenger RNA of Heterostelium album PN500, 1224 nucleotides long. RefSeq lists its product as uncharacterized. The record is from RefSeq and is a predicted model, not a curated record. NCBI's taxonomy places the organism in Eukaryota, Evosea, Eumycetozoa, Acytosteliales, Acytosteliaceae. The coding region runs from base 1 to 1224 and encodes 407 amino acids. The transcript has 2 exons.
AUGGAUAGUAAUAAUAGUAAUAAAUUUGUAAACCUAUCACAUGUAUUGUUACAAGAGAUAUUGAAUCAUUUGGAAGAUAAUAUCGAUCGAGUGAUUAUGACUUUUGUUUGUAAGAAGUGGUUUGCUGAGAGAGAAUACUACUUGACUUUCAAUACAAAGAGUGUUCCAGUGACAUCGAUAGAAACAUUCAAACACAAACAGAUUUUGAGUUCUCAUUUGAAACAAAUGGAGUACUCACUCAACAGAAAGAAAAAAUGUACUGCAAUGAUUGUAAAGGACGCCGAUGAAGGUUCGAUCUACAGUUGGCUGAAUAUCGAUUACUUUGUGUUGGUGGGACAACCGAUUCCAGACAAUGUCUAUUUAGUACAGUUUGGCGAUGGCGUCAACGUUCCACUGGAAUCACUCAACAUUCACGAGAAUGCUAACAUCACUUGGAUGCGAUUGCCACCCUCAUUCAACUAUCCACUCAGUGCCAAAGCAUUGCCAAAGAAUCUAAAGUCACUGUUCUGCGGUAAGAGUUUCAAUCAACCCAUUAGAAAAGGCGACUUGCCCGAGACACUCGAAGAGCUGUCGAUUGGCUACGACUUUUAUUACUCUCUCCAACCAGAUACGCUGCCAAAGAGUCUGACCAACUUGUCGCUAGGUCACCAUUACAUCUGUGAACUUCUCCCGAAUGUAUUGACUGAGAAUAUCACUACGGUUACGAAUAUACCAUUGACCUACCUACAUAUGUUACCACCUACGGUCACCACUGUGCGACUUAUCGGUCUAAAUGGCCAGACUCUCAAAACAGGAUCAAUACCUUCGACGGUUACAGACCUUGACUUUGGAACACUUAUGAAUCAGCCACUCGAGGUUGGAAUGAUCCCAUUCGGUGUAACCAAGCUGAAUCUAAAUAGAAUGCUACAAGUUAACGAUCCGGUGAUGGGAACCAUUCCAGAGUCGGUCAUAGAGAUAGACUUUUCUUCGUUGAACAAACCAGUGCCCAUUGGAUUCAUUCCGUCAAAGGUGGAGAAGAUUGAAUUCUCCAUUCUGUUUCAAUCGCCACUCGAAUCGAUUACAACCAUUGAAUAUACCUAUGGAUACGGAACACUUUGUCGUCGUGUCUCUGACGAUCAUUUCCUAUUGCUCGGUGAAAAGCUAAAGAGUAAAAUAACAGAUCAUUCAAUGCUUAUAGAUUCACUUAUUGAAUUUGAAGAUAAAAAAAUGAUUUGGUCAAGAUAA